Messenger RNA from Racocetra persica, 167 nucleotides. Lineage: Eukaryota; Fungi; Glomeromycota; Glomeromycetes; Diversisporales; Gigasporaceae. The record is from the annotation of a GenBank genome assembly.
UAAACCUUAAUGGUGGAGGUUGUAAGCGUAAUCACAUCUAUGAAUGUAAUGACGGCAGUUCCCAAAUUUGCGAUUAUGGUCCUUGUACUAAUGAUUGCAGUGUAAAUGUUCUUGUGACUAAUGAGUUCUGCUGCCCGGAUAAAGAAUGCAAAAAUUGUAAAGGCCAA